Messenger RNA from Manihot esculenta (cassava), 1261 nucleotides. RefSeq lists its product as uncharacterized. The transcript is spliced from 3 exons. The coding region runs from base 110 to 1216 and encodes 368 amino acids. The record is from RefSeq and is a predicted model, not a curated record. NCBI's taxonomy places the organism in Eukaryota, Viridiplantae, Streptophyta, Magnoliopsida, Malpighiales, Euphorbiaceae.
GGCUAAAUAUCUCCUAAUCCAUCUAAAAUUCUACAACCAUUAAAAAUAGUUCUGCACUCGUCUAUGACUGAUCGAUUCAUCAACUCCCUUUCUACAAUCUGAAGAAACUAUGGAUUUUUGCAGGGGCAUGCAUAUCUCAAAAGAUCACAGCAGUAGCAGCUACCUUGCUGCUAUCUUCGGUCUUUUGUUUGUUGGCUGUGUCUAUGUGCUCAUCGCCAACCCAGAUAGAUCCAAUACUUUUGUUGCUUUCCGAGAUUAUAUUUCGCAACCCUCUACGGCGGUAUGCACCUUUAAUUUCUUUCUCUUAAAUAUUUCUUCUUUCUUUUGUUCUAGCCCUCUUCAUAUAGAUGCCCUUGAAGCAGCUUUGGCCGCGACAUCAACAGCUAACAAGACGCUGAUAAUUGCGAUGGUGAACAAGGCCUACGUAGAGGGUGAUAAGCCAAUGCUAGACAUGUUCUUGGAUAGCUUUUGGCUUGGGGAAGACACUAGAGAUUUAGUGAAUCAUCUUCUGCUUGUUACUGUGGAUCAAACGUCCUUUGAACGGUGCAAUUUUCUCCGGCUUCAUUGCUAUAAACUAGAAACUGAUGGUGUAGCUUUCGACGGAGAGGAAGUUUACAUGUCCGAUGAUUUUAUCAAGAUGAUGUGGAGAAGAACUCUGUUUCUCAGUGACGUGCUAAAGAGGGGCUACAACUUUAUUUUUACGGAUACUGAUGUACUGUGGCUAAGGAACCCGUUUCCAAGGCUGAGCCUAAACGAGAGCACAGAUCUUCAGAUCAGCACCGAUGAGUUCAACGGCGAUGAGUGGUCAGAAGGCAACCCGAUAAACACCGGGUUUUACAUGGUAAGAUCCAACAACAAAACCAUUUCAUUGUUCGAGUCAUGGUAUGCAAGGAAAAACAGCUCCGCCGGACAGAAAGAGCAAGAUGUUUUAGACAGAAUGAUGCAUGAAGGAGUGUUCAGAAAGCUAGAGCUUAGAGUGAGGUUCUUGGAUACCCUCUAUUUUAGUGGCUUCUGCCAAGAUAGCAGGGACAUCAGGGCUGUUUCCACCGUUCAUGCCAAUUGUUGCCGGACGAUUAGUGCCAAAAUUGCUGAUCUAACAGUUGUUAUCCAAAGUUGGAAGACACUCAAGAGCUCUCCCUCUCCCUCUGCCAAUGUCACAUCCACAUUUGGAAGGUUGAAACAUGUAGCCUGCAGGGAAUCUUGGAAAAAUUUGUGACUUUAUUUUAUUUAUUUUUUCAAAUUAUACAGCAUCAUAUUUUUG